AUGUCCCCGAGGUGGAAGCAAGCAACCAUUGACAUUCCACAUUCUGAACCGGCAUUCAACAAUGCGGGCAAAGCAAGACUAGACGGCCGGCAGCCACACACACGUACACACAAACAUUUGCAUGGGCACAGGCUGGAGCGCAGAGUUGGGGGAACACGUUAUGGCAAAGUGCAAAAACAUGUUCUCGCCUCGUCAGGCCCUGAGUAUCCAGAUUAUGGCGAAUCAGCCAGUCUGGCUCCAACAUGUCUUGGAGUUGCCACAGGCAGUGAGUUGCCCUUAGUCCGAGGCUGCGUGAGGUCAUGGGCACUGAACGAAGGACUGGCCCAACUACGCGCUGCAUGGCUAUUGCCAAGACUGAGGAAGCGCGACCGUCAAAUUCUUUCCUGA
Molecule: messenger RNA, 387 nt
Organism: Protopolystoma xenopodis
Lineage: Eukaryota; Metazoa; Platyhelminthes; Monogenea; Polystomatidea; Polystomatidae
Source: the annotation of a GenBank genome assembly